AUGUCCGUCUCAAAUCCGCCGAAAGCAUUUCUCACAGAUGUCUUCGGCACGGUGGUAGACUGGAGAGCCACGGUGACCACACAUUUAACGAAAUCCGCAGAGGAGGUCCUCAACUCAUCAGCUCGAUCUCUUCCCUCAGCAACUCGCGCCGCCGCGUCCAUAGUCUCCUGGCCAGACUUUGCCCAAGCCUGGCGCAACACUUACUACCACUUCACGCGGUCCUACACCCCGUCUGCUACCGUCCCAUUCAAGUCUGUCGACCAACAUCACCUGGAUAGCCUGAUCAAGCUUCUCUCCGACCAUGGCAUCUCCGAUCUAUUCACAGAAACCGAGAUUCACAAGCUCUCACUUAUAUGGCACUUUCUCGAUCCAUGGCCGGACUCCUCAGCAGGUCUAGGCCAGCUGAACGACCAGGGUUUCAUUACAGCAACGUUGAGCAAUGGCAAUACGAGUCUGCUUGAGGAUCUGGCGAAGCAUGGCAGUCUACCAUAUACUCACAUUGUGAGUGCGGAGGACUUCGGAGCGUACAAGCCGCAUCCAGAUGUCUACUUGGGAGCGGCAAAGAAGUUGGGCUUCAAGCCGGAAGAGUGCUGUCUUGUGGCGGCACAUCUUGGGGACCUGAAGGCAGCGAAGGGUUGUGGAUAUCAAGCUUGCUACAUUGAAAGGAAGCAGGAGGAGGGAUGGCCGCCGGAAAAGGCGGAAGAGGCGAAGAAAGAGGGAUGGGUUGAUAUGUGGAUUACUGUGGAGGAGGAGGGUUUCAAGGAGGUCGCGAGGCGAUUUGCUGGGAGGGACAAAGGUGUCAAGCUAUGA
Molecule: messenger RNA, 810 nt
Organism: Cyphellophora attinorum
Lineage: Eukaryota; Fungi; Ascomycota; Eurotiomycetes; Chaetothyriales; Cyphellophoraceae
Product: (S)-2-haloacid dehalogenase 1
Exons: 1
Coding region: 1-810 (269 amino acids)
Molecular function (GO): hydrolase activity, acting on halide bonds, in C-halide compounds
Source: RefSeq, a predicted model, not a curated record